AUGAAUGGUGGUGAAAAGAGAAGCAAGCCUCAUAUGGCAGUCGUUCCCUACGUCGGGCAGGGCCAUCUUAUUCCUUUUCUGGAGCUCACAAAGCUUCUCGCCUCGCAGGGGCUCAUUGUUUCCUACAUAACCACACCGGGUAACAUUGCACGACUGCAGCCUCAAGUAGACCAGGAGGUCAAGAGUUCGAAUUCAAGCGUGGACAUACGACUGGUUUCGCUUUCGAUGCCUCCUGUCGAAGGCCUGCCUCCGGGAAUUGAAAGCACUGAAACUGUUCCACUGCAAAUGAGCGGAAUUCUCAUGAGGUCGUCCUACAAAUUGGCUGGACAAUUUGAGCAAUGGCUGGAGAUGCAGAUGAAAAAUGCAGAGGAUGAGACCCAGAAUUUCCCAUCUUCUCUCGUGUGUGUAAUAAGCGAUAUGUUUACGUCGUGGGUUCAUGAAUCCGCCGCCAAAUUUGGGAUUCCCACCGUGGUUUUCCACACCUCGGGAGCAUUUCGUUUUUCUGUCCAACACUCGUUGCUGAGGCACACAACGCACAAGAAUGUGCAAGGAGAUGAUCAUGAGUAUUUCCAGAUCCCCAACCUUUCAUUCGACUUCAAGCUACGUAAUUCGGACCUGCCAUUCGACCUGCGCGACCCGGAAACGAAUCCCAUACAGAGUUUCGUCGCAGAAGAGAUCAAUUGCAGCAUGGAAGGAAGUGGGCUGAUUUUCAAUACAUUUUGCGAGUUGGAGCCACUGGGGAUCGAUCACUUUAGGAGCUUAACAAAAAGGCCUGUUUGGAGCAUUGGUCCUUUACUUCCCAAGAAGAUUUUUGAUGCAGAGGGGGUCGAACGCGGUACCGGUGAUGGCCGAGGAAAGGUUGCAGAUAUAAGUGAGGCGGAGUGCUUGCAGUGGUUGGAUAGGAGAAGCCCUAAUUCAGUAGUUUUUGUGUGCUUUGGGAGCUUUCUAGGGCUUGAGGCGAGCCAGCAGGCCUUCAUAUGGGCUAUCAAGCGCCUUCCGGAGGUAGAGCUGCCAGAGGGGUUUGAGGAGCGGACUAUCGAUAGAGGGCUGGUCAUAUGGGGUUGGGCGCCGCAGCUCCUGAUCCUGUCCCAUCCUUCCACUGGCGCGUUUCUAAGUCACUGCGGAUGGAACUCAACGCUGGAAAGCAUAAGCCUGGGUGUUCCCAUGAUCACGUGGCCCAUGUUUGCAGAGCAACCUUUUAACAGUAAGCUUCUGGUAGAGCAGAUGGGCUUUGCAGAACAAAUAGGCUCCCACAUAGACGACGUGGUGGACGAGCACGUGGUAAAGAGAGCAGUGAUAAAGCUUUUGGCGGAAGAAGGGGGGAAGACGUUGAGAAUGAGAGCUCAGGAACUGCGUAACAAGGCGAAAAUGGCGGUUGAGAAAGGCGGAACUUCUCACGUAAACCUGUAUGAAUUUGUGCAGUACGUAAGGGAGCUGCAUGACAAGUGGAUAGCGGCUUGUCAAUCAAAUCAACUGAGAGGCAUCAUGAAUUCAAUGUCAUGA
Molecule: messenger RNA, 1503 nt
Organism: Cryptomeria japonica (Japanese cedar)
Lineage: Eukaryota; Viridiplantae; Streptophyta; Pinopsida; Cupressales; Cupressaceae
Product: probable UDP-glucosyl transferase 73B6
Exons: 2
Coding region: 1-1503 (500 amino acids)
Molecular function (GO): UDP-glycosyltransferase activity
Source: RefSeq, a predicted model, not a curated record